Messenger RNA from Lolium perenne, 751 nucleotides. RefSeq lists its product as uncharacterized. The record is from RefSeq and is a predicted model, not a curated record. Lineage: Eukaryota; Viridiplantae; Streptophyta; Magnoliopsida; Poales; Poaceae.
GCUCGCCUAUAAGGUCGAGCUCAGCGCGCUACAGACACGCAGAAUCAGAGAAGCAGCUGAGAAGAGGAAAAGAUCUCUCCGGCCAGCGCAGCGAUAUCGGAGGAGAGAGAGAUCAGCUUACAGCUAGUGCAACCAACGCAAAAUUCAUCUCCAAGCAGCAUGUCGUUCUUCCUUGGCCGCACGGCGGUGCUAGUGAAGCGCGUGUGGCUCGACCUGGAGGCGCGCCUCGGCCGCAGGCGCAGCGGUCUGGGUGAGCUGACGAAGGAGGUCCGGACGUGCGAGUACGACGACGUUCACGUCAUGUGGGAGCUGCUCAGUGGCAUGGACGGCAGCGCGCCGCGGCAGUACGUGCACGUGCCGGCCUCCGGCGCCAUGAUCGCCGCCGCAGCCGGGAAGAAGCGGCGGCGGAGGAGGAGGAUGGCCGACGCCGAAUCGGCCGCGUGGAGCCGCCUCUUCUCCUCCUGCUGCGCCUUCUGAUCAGAAUCCGUGCUGCUGCCUCCCCAGGUGGCCGGGUUUUGGAAAGGCUACGGACGAACUAUUCUAAGAUGGAGUAAUCCUCUCUAGCUCUUCGUUCCCGAUCGGUCGCAGCGAUGAAGCAGCAAUCGUGGAGAGACACACAUAGUGAGAGCGAUGAGCCAGCUGCAGAGAUAUUUUCGUGUACGUAUCUUGUAUUGAGAGUUGUAAAUACAGGCUGCUCUGAUUUCAUCUUUCUUUUUUGAAUCGAGGCAAUAAAUUUGACUCUUUCCAUUAA